Molecule: messenger RNA, 2483 nt
Organism: Paramisgurnus dabryanus
Lineage: Eukaryota; Metazoa; Chordata; Actinopteri; Cypriniformes; Cobitidae
Gene: hibadha
Product: 3-hydroxyisobutyrate dehydrogenase a
Biological process (GO): L-valine catabolic process
Cellular component (GO): mitochondrion
Molecular function (GO): 3-hydroxyisobutyrate dehydrogenase activity; NAD binding; NADP binding
Source: RefSeq, a predicted model, not a curated record
CUGAGUUCCUGAGUCUGUCAGUGAAGCACUGAGGUCAAGGGAAGUGAGCAUGGCCGCCUUGUUAAGAGGGAACUGGAGUUUCUAUAAAAGGUGCUCUAGACAUGUGGACAUUAUGAUGGCAUCCUGUAGAUCAAUGGCUUCUAAGACCCCAGUGGGUUUUAUUGGACUGGGUAACAUGGGUACACCCAUGGCUAGGAACUUACUGAAGCAUGGAUACCCUGUCAUUGCAACGGAUGUCUUCCCAGAAUCCUGUAAAGAACUCCAGGAUUCGGGAGCACAGAUCCUGGGUUGCCCUGCUGAAGUGGCAGAAAAAGCAGACCGCAUCAUCACCAUGCUGCCAUCCAGCCCCAAUGUCAUAGAAGUUUACACGGGACCAAAUGGGAUACUUAAGAGAAUAAAAAAGGGCACACUUCUCAUCGACUCCAGCACCAUAGACCCUGCAGUAUCUAGGGAGAUGGCUAUUGCUGCUGAAAAGACUGGUGCGGUGUACAUGGAUGCUCCAGUGGCAGGAGGUGUUGGUGCUGCCAGUUUGGCUAAACUUACCUUCUUGGUGGGUGGAGUGGAGGUGGAGUUUAAUGCUGCCAAGGAGCUCCUCACCUGUAUGGGAGCAAAUGUAGUGUACUGUGGCCAAGUGGGAACUGGACAGGCAACAAAAAUCUGCAACAACAUGCUAUUGGCAAUUGGCAUGAUUGGUACGGCAGAGACCAUGAACCUUGGAAUUAGACUGGGUUUAGAUCCGAAACUGCUGGCGAAGAUUCUGAACAUGAGCUCGGGAAGAUGUUGGUCUAGUGACACAUACAACCCCGUCCCGGGUGUCAUGGAAGGGGUGCCGUCUGCAAACAGCUACCAGGGAGGAUUUCUCACUACGCUGAUGGCUAAAGACCUUGGUUUGGCACAAAGCACUUCUACCAAUUGCCAGAUCCCAAUUCCUCUCGGGUCUUUGGCACAUCAGAUCUACCGCAUCAUGUGUGCUCGUGGCUACGCAAACAAAGACUUUUCUUCAGUCUUUCAGUUCUUACGGGAGGAGGGGCUACAGUAAUACAGUGCUGUGUAAUACAGAUGUAAGACACUGUCUAUGCAAAACAAACAUGAUCGGCAAGUUUAGUGUUGAUAUACAUGUGUGUCUGUUUUGAAAGUGAUGUUGACAAUGAGUGUUUAGCUUUAGUUGCAAGUUCUUCACACGUUUGUAUGACUGUUUUGCUGUUACUCAAAUAUAUGCUCGCUAGUCUGCAAUAGUUUACACUUAACACUAAUUCUUUUCCAUUUGAUGGUAAGAGAAAAAUCCUAUAUUGCUCACAUAGACCGUGUGAGGGCUUUUGAUUUUUUUAUACUAAAAUGGAUAUGUGGUCCUUAUUCUCACCGUGAACAAACGCUGCUAGAAAUGUUUAAGGAUCUCUAAGACAUACCUCAAACAGUACAUCAGUUUACUUAAACUAAUUCCAAACUGUGAAUUUGUUUUACCAAAAGUAGUUCCCUCCAUUUUCUGGAGUUUGCACGUCUUUACAAUAAAUGGACCUUUGUUUUAUACGAAACAGUUUAUAUAUUUAUGUAUUUUUGUAUAUUCUAUAGUUUUCUUGUUUUUUCUUCCAACUGUAAUUAAGUUUUCAUCUAAACAAACAGUGUUAAACCACCCUUAUGUGUCUGUACAUAAGUACACUAGUAAUGGUGCUGUAUCGGAAACUGACAAUAAUUGUUCAGCAUCUCUCUUUAUUAAGGUCCUCUUGAGACUCAUACUAAGAGAGAUAGAUGCCAAUACUCAUGUUGUGCCCUCUAAAUAUAUAUAUAUAUUUUUGGCAAUUAUUUCCACAAUAAAGAUAAAGUUAAACUCCUAAUUGAGUCUUUCCAUUGAUGGAUGAACUGAUUUUGCGCCUAAAGGUCAGCAGCUGACCUCUGUUUAUUGACUUUUGAUAGUGUACUGUAUGUAGCUCAGAUUCCUUGCUUUAGGAGAUGCUCGGGUCUGGAUGUUUGAUUGCAUCACAGUAUUGACAAUUGCAUGAAAGGUUCCUUAUAAUAUUUGUUAUGCCAUUUACUUUCUUGUGUUCCUGAUGGGCGAUUCUUGUGAAAUUAGACUUAUGAGGUGUAAUAAAACAUUUUGAUAAAAAAUGUAAAGUAAGAGCAUCAAAAUAAGAAGCAUACAAUUACAAACAUCUCUUCACAUACUAUUUUGCACAUGAUUUCAAACAAAAUCAUACAAACCAAUUUUGUUGUUUUUUUCCACAUUUAAGGGGAACAUUUUUAUUACCGCAACAUGUCUGGAUUUGGGUUAUUUAACAUGGAAAUAUUUAUAAUUAAAAAAUGUAAAAAAUAAAAAGCUUCAGUGCAUGUUAUACUAUAAACAUUUACAGUAAAGAAACAUGUAGUAUUUGGUGAUCAUUGGUAAAUGUAGAGACAAUAAUAAGGAAUAUAAAUGUGUCCAAGAAAAAUGUUCUCAUUCUUCUGUUCUCUGUUCUCAUUCUCCGCAACAAUUUUCAAUCAUCAAGGAA